GGCGAGAACAGCAGGGGAUUCAGCGCGGCUUAGGUACCAGCCUAAGGCCCAAGAAAAUAUCAUCACCAUGUUGAUGGACGCUGGAGGUUCAUAUUAAGAAUUGUUCAACUGUGGAAAUAUAGUACGUGGGUAAGGAAUCUUGGCAAUUCAGAUACUGAUUUACAAUAAUCUUGAGGAGCAGCACAGGAGGUAAAUGUUCAAGGUUGGCAACCCCUCUUCUUCCCCCACUGCAUCCUAAUCCCACAAUGAGAUGAGUACAGUUGUAGCACUGAUGCGCGUUUCCUUGUCCUCCUUGACCAGGAGCGCUUGGGCUGAAACAUCUGACCGUCUGUCUUUUAGUCCUGUGGACACUGGAAGGAUCAAUCGCAAACCAGGAGAUGCGACAUAUCCUUCCUGCCAAAGCCACUCUCCUAAGGUUUGUAGGGCAGCAAUAACGGGAUCGUCAUAUUCUGCCCGUACUUGCAGACGCGCCAAGACCCUGAAACUCGUUGGCUUGUCAGGCUGAUGUGAGCAAAGCACGCUCAAAAACGAACUUCCAGUAGCGCCCCUCGGAGACGUAUCAUGGGAGUUGGUGGCGGCGUCUAGACCGCUGAGAGGCUGUCCAAAGGUGUGG
Ilyonectria robusta is the source of this 613-nucleotide messenger RNA. RefSeq lists its product as uncharacterized. NCBI's taxonomy places the organism in Eukaryota, Fungi, Ascomycota, Sordariomycetes, Hypocreales, Nectriaceae. The coding region runs from base 251 to 505 and encodes 84 amino acids. The transcript has a single exon. The record is from RefSeq and is a predicted model, not a curated record.